Entamoeba nuttalli P19 is the source of this 543-nucleotide messenger RNA. RefSeq lists its product as hypothetical. Lineage: Eukaryota; Evosea; Mastigamoebida; Endamoebidae. The coding region runs from base 1 to 543 and encodes 180 amino acids. The transcript has a single exon. The record is from RefSeq and is a predicted model, not a curated record.
AUGACACUACUUUUCUACUUUAUUGUAUUUACCUUCUCUAAGAAGUGCCUGGUCUCUGAAACAGUUGCUGCUUCAAAGGGAUUAACUACUUUAACAUAUCCCUCAAUUCAAAACCCAACUGUAUCAUUUAAACCAGAGUUAAAUGGAAAUUAUUUAAUUUCUAAUGAGGAGAAUGCCUUGAAAGUAUUUCUUGAUUUAAAUGAAGAGCAGACUGUUCAAAUAUGUAUUGGCCAACAAUUAAACGCAUUAACUACUCUAACAGUAAACCCUUUAUCUUUACAGUAUUUAUACAGAACAGUGUUUCCUUUAGUUCCUUUCUAUUUAACUAUAGUUUAUGUCUUUGUAAUAAUCAUUAUCACUUUUAUGGUCUUUAGGUUUAUUGCUGCUUUAGUGUGUUUCUUUACAGAUAUAUUUUGUAAUCAAGGCAAAAGAGUAUAUCAGUAUUUCGAUGCUAACUUUGGUGUACUUGAAGACGAAUUAUUUGCUUUGUUAAAAAACAAAAGUAUAAUUACACAAGAAGAAUAUGAGAGACUUUCCAAAUAA